This is a messenger RNA of Alligator mississippiensis (American alligator), 7905 nucleotides long. RefSeq names its product cadherin 18 (gene CDH18). The transcript is spliced from 14 exons. Gene Ontology annotation, biological process: adherens junction organization; cell-cell junction assembly; multicellular organism development. Gene Ontology annotation, cellular component: adherens junction; catenin complex; plasma membrane. The record is from RefSeq and is a predicted model, not a curated record. The coding region runs from base 419 to 2866 and encodes 815 amino acids. Gene Ontology annotation, molecular function: calcium ion binding; cadherin binding. NCBI's taxonomy places the organism in Eukaryota, Metazoa, Chordata, Crocodylia, Alligatoridae.
GUUGGGGGGGGGGUUUACCAACAGCUAAGGAUGAGGAAGCUCCUAGCCAGAAGAGAGAGAACCUGAAUGCCAGAGCAGCGUUGGUCACCGCGCAGUUGCAGGGACAGUGGGAUUGAUUUGGUGACUUGUGUGAAAGAAGGAAAGCACAUAGUUAUCACUGAGCAGUAAAAAAUGGUUGGUUGUGCCAGUGUAUUGUGAAGACCUCAAGAAACACCAACAGUUUCUCCACUCAGUUUUCAUGAUGUAAAUGAAGUCUGGCUUUUCCCUAAUGGGCAACUAAACCAUGGACAGGCUAAAAAAAAAGUUUUGGACUGUCUUUAUAAACCAGGCUUCACCUUCCCUCUUGGAAACCUAUUAAAGGAUUACAGUUGAAACAGACAAGAGAAAAGGAAACCUUGAACUGGAAAGUUAACCUACAAUGAGAAUUACGAGCACAUCUUGUAUCUGCCCAGUCCUAGUUUGUCUCUGUUUUGUUCAGAGAUGUUACGGAGCUGCUCACCAUGGCUCCAUCAAGGUGACUAGAAAUCAAACUAAACACAUAGAAGGUGAAACAGAAGUACACCAUCGUCCCAAACGUGGAUGGGUGUGGAACCAGUUCUUUGUUUUAGAAGAGCACAUGGGACCAGAUCCUCAAUAUGUGGGAAAGCUACACUCCAAUUCCGACAAAGGUGAUGGAUCAGUCAAGUACAUCCUUACUGGAGAAGGGGCUGGAACUAUAUUUAUUAUUGAUGACACUACAGGAGACAUUCAUUCAACCAAAAGCCUGGAUCGAGAGCAGAAAACACACUAUGUGCUGCAUGCCCAGGCUAUCGACAGACGAACAAACAAGCCUCUUGAGCCUGAAUCUGAAUUCAUUAUCAAAGUGCAGGACAUCAAUGACAAUGCACCCAGAUUUACAGAUGGACCAUACAUUGUUACUGUGCCAGAGAUGUCUGAAAUGGGUACCUCUGUUCUACAGGUAACAGCCACAGAUGCCGAUGACCCUACCUAUGGGAACAGUGCUCGGGUGGUGUACAGUAUUCUUCAGGGACAGCCAUACUUCUCUGUUGACCCUAAAACAGGAGUUAUCAGGACUGCCUUGCAUAAUAUGGACAGGGAAGCCAGAGAGCAUUAUUCUGUUGUCAUUCAAGCCAAAGAUAUGGCUGGGCAGGUCGGAGGGCUAUCAGGGUCAACGACUGUAAAUAUCACACUCACCGAUGUCAACGACAAUCCACCAAGGUUUCCUCAGAAACAUUACCAGCUGUAUGUUCCUGAAUCAGCUCAAGUUGGAUCAGCAGUAGGCAAAAUCAAGGCAAAUGAUGCAGACACUGGGUCGAAUGCAGACAUGAAGUACACCAUCAUAAACGGUGAUGGCUCUGGCGUGUUCUCCAUAUCCACUGACAGAGAGACACGAGAAGGAAUUCUUUCCCUGAAGAAGCUUGCAAACCUGGGGUCUUGGCCUGGUCUGUGUGACCACUCAUCUCAGUCUGCUGCCCUACAGCUGGUCACCCAGCCACUCAACUAUGAAAAGAAGAAAUCCUAUACACUUAAUAUAGAAGGUGCAAAUACCCACCUUGACUUUCGCUUCUCACAUUUGGGACCAUUUAAGGAUGUAACUAUGCUGAAGAUCAUUGUUGGAGAUGUGGAUGAACCUCCACUUUUCACCAUGCCUUCCUACACUAUGGAAGUUUAUGAAAAUGCAAAGAUCGGGACUGUUGUUGGCACUGUGACAGCACAAGAUCCCGACAGUGCUAACAGCUUAGUAAGAUAUUUCGUUGAUCAUAAUUCAGAAGAAGAUAGAUAUUUCACCAUUGAUGCUAACACUGGAACCAUUAAGACUGCCAAGAUCUUUGACAGAGAAGAAACACCUUGGUAUAACAUUACAGUUGCUGCUUCUGAGAUGGACAAUCCUGGCCUGCUGAGCCAUGUUCCAGUUGACGUUAGAAUCCUGGAUGUCAAUGACAACCCUCCAGAGCUUGCCAGAGAAUAUGAUAUAGUUGUCUGUGAGAAUGCAAAGCCUGGUCAGGUUAUUCAGACUAUCAAUGCCACUGACAAAGAUAUCUCUGCAAAUGGGCCAAGAUUCCAUUUUUCUCUUGAUGAGGGCCUUUCUUUGAAUCCCAACUUUACACUAAGGGACAAUGAAGAUAAUACAGCCAGCAUCCUGACCAGACGGAGAAGAUUCAGUCGAACCACUCAAGAUGUCUAUUACCUCCCUAUUUUGAUUUCUGAUACUGGAAUCCCCUCUCUGAGCAGUAGCAGCACACUUACAAUCAGGGUGUGUGCAUGUGAGAGAGAUGGACGUGUGCGGACCUGUCAUGCUGAAGCUUUCCUCUCCUCAGCUGGUUUGAGCACGGGAGCUUUAAUUGCAAUUCUUCUCUGUGUCCUCAUCCUUCUGGCUAUUGUGGUCCUUUUCAUCACACUAAGGCGCAGCAAAAAGGAGCCGCUGAUCAUUUCUGAGGAAGAUGUCCGGGAAAACAUUGUCACAUAUGAUGAUGAGGGUGGUGGGGAGGAGGAUACUGAAGCAUUUGAUAUCACAGCCCUGAGGAAUCCAUCGGCAGCUGAGGAGCUGAAGUAUCGGCGGGAUGUACGGCCCGAAGUGAAACCCACACCAAGACAUCAACCUUCCUCCAGCCUCGACAGUAUAGAUGUUCAAGAAUUUAUUAAACAAAGACUGGCAGAGGCUGAUCUAGAUCCCAGUGUGCCCCCAUAUGACUCACUACAGACAUAUGCAUAUGAGGGUCAUAGAUCAGAAGCCGGAUCUAUUAGCUCUCUGGAUUCAGCUACUACACACUCUGACCAGGAUUAUAAUUACCUUGGUGACUGGGGACCAGAGUUCAAGAAGCUAGCUGAACUCUAUGGAGAAAUAGAAUCAGAAAGAACAACUUAGUUAUCAUUCUUGGAACAAGAAAUGUUUUAGUUCCCAAAUAACUGGAGGUAUAACCACAGCAACAGUAACAAUACAUGAAUAACUUGGAACUGAACAAGUUGUACACAGUUACUGUAGGAUAAAAGUGUCCUUUUCACAUUUGAAACUGGGUUCUUCAGUUGGAAGAAAAGCAACUUUAAAAAAAUACAAAAAAAAAGAGAUACUGCUGUCCCUUGUGUAUAUUUUUUAAUUGCUCAAUAAAGUCUGUGGUACCACAUCCGUAACAAUAUAUAAAAUAAACCAAGCAAUGACAUUUUUAUUGCAAUAUGUAUAACAUACCAGAGCUACAGUAAGUCUAUGAUGGUGCCUGUUUAUGAGGAUAGCUCUCUGGAGAGCUAAUCUUAUGCAGAGGGUUGUGAAACUAUUUCUAGCUCUUCUUAAGGCCUUGGGACCAGCCUAAAGUAACCAGUGGGGUUUAUUACUGAUGUGACAGCCUCCUGCAAUCCAUUCCUUUACAGAAAGGAUACACGGGGACUAUUCUUUCAAAUGGCUUUUUCGUAUGGGCCCUUAUUAGCAUCAAACUGAGCCUUACAGAAGCACCAGCGUGUGUUGUGCCCCUCUAAAUAGUUAGGAGGAGAAUGGUUGCCUAUAUAAACACGUGCGCAGCCCAUAUUCACCAGGCCUGCACUAUUUACGGAGUGGUGCAGAAGCUGUCACAGCCAUUGUUUCUGACUUGUCUUUUUAUCUUUCCACAAAAAUCCAAAUGGAAUAAUAUGAAAUAUUCCCUAUGCAGUGAAGCAGAUAAGGCAGUCUUGCUAAAAGUAACAAUGGAGGCACCAUUACCUAUGCAGCGGUUCAGGUCACUGGGCUUCACUGGGAUCAGUGUUUGAUGCUAACUAGUUUCAUGCUGCUCUGUGGCCAGAAGCUACAACAGUCAUUUUAUGACUCUAAGGAUUUCCUAGUCACGUGUCACAUUUAUUUGCAUAUUAAUGUGACCAAAGGAAAAAAUACAGCUGCUGGUAAAAUAUUGUCUCAAUGUGGAAAACAAGGAGUUUAAGUUGAUGCUACUCGGGUUAUUUAUUUAUUUAUUUUCGAUUUAAUUUUGCCUAAUGCUGAAGGAUCUUAAAAAAUUCCCCAUGAGGCACAACAAGGUGUAUUCUUUUUGUUUUCCUAAUUUAAUGUUUGAUGGGUACAUGAGCAUACUUUAAAGUCAAUGGAGGUGGAAAAAAGUUAAAUGUAAAAUGCCGUUACUGGGGUUCACAUUGAGUUGAAUAAAUCAAGCUACUCCAUUGUUAAUUGUCUAUCAUUAUGGAUGCUGCAGUGUCAGCAUUUUAACACUCAAUCCAGCCUUUUGUCACAUUUUCCUUAGGGAAGCAGGAAAGAAGUUUUCUUCUGUUCUUUGUCUCUCAUAGUCCCAUGCUCUAAUAGGCCCAGGCAUCACAAUAAUCUGGUAGGAAAAGGAUGACAGCCCAGCAUUAAGAGUGGUGUGGUGUUUGAAAGCUCCUUAAGGGAGGUUGGAGAAGCAGAUUUUUUCCCCAACCUCUCCACUGCACAAGGGAGGAAUAUCUGCUACUCUGCUCUUUUAAAUGGUUAAGGUUAAAAGUGCACCAAUCCUAGACUUAGUAAGCAAGUAUGGAGGAGCAGCAACACCAGUGAAUCAUUCCUAACAUGCUCUCCACUGUAUCUUUCCCCACCCUUCCCUGUACUUUUAGGAUGCCAUUUGCCCUCAGGUUAGUAGAAUAAGAAACAUUUUUGCUUUACCCAUCAGGCAGAGUCAUCAGUUGUAUGUGUCCGUUCAGGCCAUACAAGGGAGCUGGGAAACUCCUUAAGCCCUCUGUCUCCACUACAUGCCUGCAAAAGAGUUAGCUAAAGACUGGACCUUCUAAUAAGCUCACAAUGACUUUACCUUUGAGAUUUUGAAAGUUUUUAUAAGUCCCAUAUGAAUUAUAUAGACAAAUCCUUUCAGGCUCAUGCUGUCUAUCUGCUGUAUUAAUAGAAAGCUCAGAAGCUUGGAAAGAAACAUUUAAAACUUUCUUUUGCUGUUUGCUGACACUGUGCUUCAAUAAUCUCAUCCUUUUUUCAUGGUUUCUCAUUACUUCAUGUUCUCCAAACAAAUUUUAUCCACAAGAAGCAACAUUUCUUAAAAAUAGCUUAUGGAACAUGAACUUAUGAAAGUAUCAAAGUUAUAAUAAAAGCUGAUUGAAGAAAAGGGAUGGUGAACAGGAUAAUUUACAAUUAAAUAUUCCCUGUCUCAAAUGCCGAAAUUCAAACUUUCAGUGGAAGCUGGGGGAAAAAAAUGAUGAAAUAUUCUUGAAUUUGAUCUUUCUCUAGUCCAAUAUCCUGAUUCAAUUAAUGUCUUUUGCAGAAUGUCUCUGGAAAAAUAAACUCUCAGAGAACUUCAUUUAAGAGCUAUUUCCAUUUAGUACAAUACUGAACUGUGUGCUUAAUGUUAAGUUCUUUUUUAAACUUUCCCUUAAACUGAAAUCAUAAUGCACCUAGUGGUGCAAAAUAUUUUGAAGAGAAAAUUCUUACUGGUUAAAAUUAUUCUUAGUUUAUCCACCAUUUGUAUUUUUGUGUAGCAUCAAUAGAGUGGUGGGUAAGUAAGUAACUUAAAGAUAAAAGCUUUCAUAAUCUAUAUUAUCCACGUUCCAUAAUACUUUGUGUUACUUCUACUCAGAAAUUACUAUUCAUUAUUAUGGUAUAGUUUUAAAUUAUAAAAACUAGGUAAGUUUAUGCUGAAUUAAUCUCUCCUUCCCAUAGAGUAAGUGAAAUCAAUUGCAGUUUGAACAUUAUGCAGUCGUAUAUAUGGUGCUUUAUUAUUAUUUGCAUCGUAAUAUAUGCAAGUUUGAAGCCAACAGAAUUGAAGAGCAAGGACAUAUAGGCAGAUAGCUUCUCAUAAUGUUCAUGUUCUGGUUAAGUGAAUGAGAGUAAGAAAUCAUAUCUCCUAGAAAGAAUAAAACCCUUUUGAAUGCUUUGUAAUGUUCCCUAAACCCUGUUGCUACAGGACACAUAUACUGUCCACAGGACCUCUGUUAAAUCAUGUGAAGUGCAUAUUCUGCUCUGGGGUUGUUGAGACUUCUGCACUGAUGCUGAGGUGUGUUCUGUUUCAUAUGUCCUCCCCACAAGGAGCUCCAAAAUGUGCUAUUAUAUCAUUAUGAGUCUGCAUGCUUGCUAUGGUUACUGUCUUUACUCCAGUACACAUCAUAAUACUGUGUUGUUUGGAUGACUAAUAACAGAAUACCAAACCUUCAGGGCCACAAGGAAGGGCCUCAUCAUGGAGAAUAAACAGGUUUGCAGGAUUUCUUCUCCCAUUAUCUCAUCAUUUCUCCCUCUGUUUUCUUGUCCCAGCAAUACACUACAACAAUAUUUGAUGAUGUCUGUGUUAAUAUGAUUAAACAGAAAGGAAAUUAACAUUCUGUCUCAUGGCAGCCAUGAUCAUUUUGUCACUCUGCUGGUUUAAGCAAAGUUUACAUGCAGUGAAAAUUGUGUGUGAAAAUCUUUUCCAGUUUGUGGUUGAGUCUGAUUGUAUUGACUUCACUUAAAUCUUUUGUGGAUCUCUUGUAUUACUCAUGUUUAAAAACAAUUUACUCUAUGCCUAAACACAAAUUCUAUUGCAGCUUUGCCAACCCAAACACUGGAAGCUGCCCAACUUUUCUAAAGCUGGAAGAUUUUCACUCAGAAUAGAGCUACAUGGGGUUACUUAAGGGUUUAUCAAUAUACAAUAUUAUUUUCCUACAAUGACUGUUUGAUUAAUAAUCUAUUUACAUCCAUUAUACUAAUCAAAAUAAUUCAAACAAAUACUUUUCGUUGAAAGGGUGAGGAUCCUCAGCAUGUUGUAAUCAUGACUUGUAAUCUGGAAAAGUGGUCUGAGUAAAUAGUGAAGGGAAAAAAUAGUGCCUAUGGCAAUGGUUCUUAACUUUUUUAGAUUUAGGACACCCAUAGUUAGACUCAAGUCACCCCUCAGAACAUGCCAGCUCUUAGCUUUCACUCUUUGACUACAGGAAAAUGGAGCAAUUCUUCUGUUGCAAAGAACUCAGAAAGACCACAACAGGUCAGAAUGCUUUUGACACUAUGAAUUCCUGUUUGAUAUCUCUGAGUGUAUCUUGUUGCUCAUAUUUGUAUGCCUAACAGUGCUAACAUGGCACCCUGCAGCACCCUUGAAAGAAUGUCAAGGCACACCUGGUUGGGAAUCAUUGGUCUAAGAUAUGUUGUCAGCUUAAAAAUCAUAGGGGUUGAGCCAGUGUCCAUUGGUCAAUAGAAAGAUUGCUGUUGACUUUAUUGGUUAUUCCAUUUGGGUAUUGGGUAUUAUUGGGUAUUUCAUUUGGCUAUUCCAUUUGGACCAAUAUACUGUAAGGAAACUGAUUUUCUUUAUCUAUACAACUAUUAACAUCUUUGUUGAUUUAAAAUUGGGGACUGGGAGGCACUCUCAUGCAAUUUGUCUACUUUUUUAUUUCAGUUUGGUUUGGAAAAUGAAAAUCAUUGUAUUUAGUUUUGUUUUCAGAUUCUAAGUGGUGCCAUGUUUCAGUUACAAGUACUACAGUGUUGUAUUUGUUUUAAAUAAUUAUUGCCUUUGGCAUUUGGAAAAAUAAUUACAACAAUUCUUAUGCAAAACUCUUCCAAAAUCUAAACUUAGGGCAGUGAUGGAGUUAACCAUAUAUUUUACACUUCUCUCAACAGAGUUGCAUAAAGAAUCACAAAUAUAUUUUUUUUAAAUAGAGGAAAACUGAAUUGUCCUACACAGGUAAUUGUUUUGGGAUUACAAAAUAAUAAGAGACUGUGUACUUGUCAUACAUAUGAAAUAGCACAAGGCAUUCUGAGGAACAGCAAACAGUUGAAGCAGCAUUGCAGGUAUUGGGCCAUUCUUAUUUUUCCAAAGUCUCCAAAAAUAUAUAUAUAUUUUUUAAGAAAAGAGAAAUGUCAAAUGUACAAUAUUAUAUGAAAUUAGGUUACAAAUACCUCCUUAAGCAAAUGUUACUGUUGGAAACUGUUAUGUUUUCUUUGAAUAAACAAAGGGGACAAAAUGUUUAUUCCUAUAAGUAUUUUUCAAAUAAAAUAUACAC